CCUGCCCGGGACUCUAGCGUGAGGAUGGCAGCGGCAGGGGCCCGGCCCCACCUGGGUUCGCCAAGGCGGGCGGCCAGGCACAUACCCCAAGCUGCCGCUUCGGCGCCGUGGACCCCAGUGUCGUGCGGCAGGAUCCCAGGCCUGCCCCAGAGCCCAGACGGCUGCACUUUCAUGCCGAUAGCCCAGGCGAUCCCUCUGCAGGUGGACAUGGCCAUGGCCCUGCAGCGCGUGAGGAUUGCCGAGAAGUACGGGAAGAACUACCUCUGCCUCCUGCAAGCAGUCUUCGUGGCAGGUAAGUCGCCUCCUCUCAUCUCCUCCCUGGCGGCCUCUGGCUCGCUUGCCCUCUUCUCUCUCACCUGCUGCCUCCCCAGCCCUCCCGGCUUUUCUUUAUUUUCCAGUCCACACCCCUCCCCGUGCGCACUUUGUCUUCCAGUCCACACACCGCCCUCCGCCCACCGCGCGCACACACGCUUUCGUGCUGCAGUGGCGCUCCCAGUCACGAACUCGCUGGGUCAUCCGUUCUCUGUUCCUCUGGCCAGCUGCCGCGCUGCGGGCGUGCAGCUCUGCUCUCAACUCGGACCCUGCAGGGCUGUGGGAAAGUGCAGGAAGCGGUAUGAGCAUGUCUCUGCCAUUGCUGGUUCUGGUCUUCUAUCCCCUUCUCACCCACUUUGGUGCGUCCCCGGAGAAGUGGGAAUAGAGUGUCAACACUGCAUCUCACACAGCAGAACCCAGCCUCCUUGAG
Molecule: messenger RNA, 742 nt
Organism: Chlorocebus sabaeus (green monkey)
Lineage: Eukaryota; Metazoa; Chordata; Mammalia; Primates; Cercopithecidae
Source: RefSeq, a predicted model, not a curated record